Linum trigynum is the source of this 366-nucleotide messenger RNA. Lineage: Eukaryota; Viridiplantae; Streptophyta; Magnoliopsida; Malpighiales; Linaceae. The record is from the annotation of a GenBank genome assembly.
AUGAGAGAGAAGCAUUUCGUAAUUCGUAGUGGUUGCUUCUGCAAAUCGACUGUGAACAUGGAGGAGAGAGAUGAAGUGAAAGACGGAAUGGAGACGGAGGCGGGAACUAAACCGACGACCAUGAACGACGACUUUGGCAUAGAGUAUAUCUUCGUUGACUUGGAGGAUAUCUUUUGGCAUGGGCUGCAUUCCCGGAUCUCGUUUUCUGGGCUCAGCGACGUACCUGCGUUUGUUUUAUCGGACUCCUUUCUUUUGCAGGGUCGGCCCAUGCAGCCAGAUACUUGGGCCAAUGACAUAAUGCUUGCCAGUCUUCCUCGUGUUAUGCAACUCAUAUGUACAACUAGGCAUGAGAACUCCAGUAACUGA